CCCUUCCAACAAAAUAUAAAUCAGUUUUGUUUUUCCCUAUACUAAAUUUUCCUUUAUCUCUCAUUAUCUCCCUCUCAAAGUUGGCGGAUCUCCAAUUUUCACUUAUAAUACCAUUUCCUUGAUUCACUCUUCAUCUGUUCCCUUCAACCAAUUAUCCUUAAUUCCCAUUUGCUUCUCUCAUACUUACAACCUAAUGGACACAACAAUAAUGGUACCUGAAAAAUUCUGGUUCUCAUUUCUUGGUGAUUUUGUGGGAUGGCAUCAAUCAUUCAUUUCUUUUGGCAGUUUCCUCAAUUGGUGAUAUGGAUUACCUUCCUGUUGAGGUCAUUGGGAAUAUCCUCUCUCAUCUCGGAGCAGCGAGGGAUGUAAUCGUAGCUUCCGCAACGUGUAGAAAGUGGCGCGAAGCUUGUCAGAAACACCUCCAUACUCUUUCAUUCAAUUCUCAUGAUUGGCCACUCUAUCAAGACCUAAGUACUAGUAGGCUCGAGAUACUGAUUACUCAGACAUUGUUUCAAACUACACGUUUACAAGGUUUAUCAAUAUUGAUGGACGAUGUUGACGAGUUCUCGGCUUCCACUGUAGUUGCUUGGCUCAUGUAUACGAGAGAAUCGUUGCAAUGGUUGUUUUACAAUGUCCGAACGACUCCGAAUAUUAACAUUCUUGAUAUAUGCGGGAGACAGAAGCUGGAAAUGUUGGUGCUUGCUCAUAAUUCCGUAUCAGGGGUCGAACCAAAUUAUCAGAGGUUCCUUUGCCUAAAAUCCCUUUCAUUAAGUUAUGUCAGUAUUUCAGCAUUGGAUCUGAAUUUAUUACUGACAGCUUGUCCGAAGAUCGAAAUUUUAGCUCUUAUGAAUCCGGAGAUCGCAAUGUCGGAUGCACAGGUAACUGUUGAGCUGAACAGCACUACACUAAAGAGUAUCUACAUCGAAGCGAUAAGUUUGGACAAGUUUAUAUUGGAAGCUGACAGCCUUGAGAAUCUGCACUUAAAAGACUGUGCGCUUGAGCUUUUUGAGCUCGUCGGAAAAGGAACUUUGAAGUAUUUCAAGAUCGAUGAUGUUAGUAUUAUACAUCUCGAUGUCGGUGACGCUGUUGAUAAUCUUGAAACUGUAGAUGUUAGUAAUUUCACGAUAAAUUGGUCCAAGUUCUAUCAGAUGAUUUCGAAAUCCUCCACGAUGAGAAGUCUCAGGUUAUGGGACGUUGUAUUUGAUGAAGAGGACGAAAUUGUGGAUGUGGAAACGAUUGCACUUUGCUUCCCACAAUUAAACCAUCUUGCAGUUAGUUAUGAUUUAAGAGACGACUUAAGGGAGGGAAUUCUUCAAUCUGGUUUACAAGGAUUAUCUCUGUUAGAGAAUGUCAAUGUGUUGGAGCUGGGAUCAACGGUAAUUAAUGACGUCUUUACUCAGUGGGUUGCUGGUCUACUGCAAAGAUGCCCUAAUCUCACCAAAUUAGUUAUUCAUGGAGUGAUUUCCGAGACUAAAACACAUGAAGAGUGCCAAAUGUUGGCUGGAUUUACCUCGUCUAUUGUUCAGCUGAUGAGGAAAUACAUGCACGUAGAUGUGCAGUUUGAAUUUGAGUAGAUCAGAAACAUACAUAAAUGUGGAGUAUCGGGCUCAAUCAACAAUAGCAGAGGCCGGUAGAAAAGGACACUUAAAACUCAGCGUGGAUAGAGGAGAUGGGCUAGUGUGCCAUGAUGCAUCCAAAUGCUAAAUGUUGUUUCCGCAAGUUGGACAUUUUCACGUUCCAACAGUUUGUGUCAAAAAAAAAAAAAAAAAAGACAA
Messenger RNA from Lycium barbarum (goji berry), 1775 nucleotides. RefSeq names its product F-box/LRR-repeat protein At1g67190-like. The record is from RefSeq and is a predicted model, not a curated record. Gene Ontology annotation, molecular function: protein binding. The coding region runs from base 303 to 1574 and encodes 423 amino acids. NCBI's taxonomy places the organism in Eukaryota, Viridiplantae, Streptophyta, Magnoliopsida, Solanales, Solanaceae. The transcript has 4 exons.